GCGGGGUCUUCCCGGAUCCCGGCCGCGCCCGCGCGCCGGUGCUGAGGAGCGCGCGGGGUCGCGCCGUGACGUGAGCGAGGCGCCAGAUGGAUGAAUGCUGCAAGAAGACUUCAGGACCAUGAUGGCUCAGUUUCCCGCAGCCAUGAAUGGAGGGCCAAAUAUGUGGGCUAUUACAUCUGAAGAACGUACUAAGCAUGAUAAACAGUUUGAUAACCUCAAGCCUUCAGGAGGUUACAUAACAGGUGAUCAAGCCCGUACGUUCUUCCUACAGUCAGGUCUGCCGGCCACGGUUUUAGCUGAAAUAUGGGCCUUAUCAGAUCUGAACAAGGAUGGGAAGAUGGACCAGCAAGAGUUCUCUAUAGCUAUGAAACUCAUCAAAUUAAAGCUGCAGGGCCAACAGCUGCCUGUAGUUCUCCCUCCUAUCAUGAAACAACCCCCUAUGUUCUCUCCACUAAUCUCUGCUCGUUUUGGGAUGGGAAGCAUGCCCAAUCUGUCCAUUCAUCAGCCUUUGCCUCCAGUUGCACCUAUAACAACACCCUUGUCUUCUGCUACUUCAGGGACCAGUAUUCCUCCCCUAAUGAUGCCUGCUCCCCUAGUGCCUUCUGUUAGUACAUCCUCAUUACCAAAUGGAACUGCCAGUCUCAUUCAGCCGUUAUCCAUUCCUUACUCUUCUUCAACAUUGCCUCAUGCAUCAUCUUACAGUCUGAUGAUGGGAGGAUUUGGUGGUGCUAGUAUCCAGAAGGCCCAGUCUCUGAUUGAUUUAGGAUCUAGUAGCUCAACUUCCUCAACUGCUUCCCUCUCAGGGAACUCUCCUAAGACAGGGACCUCAGAGUGGGCAGUUCCUCAGCCUUCAAGAUUAAAGUACCGGCAAAAAUUUAAUAGUCUAGACAAAAGCAUGAGUGGAUACCUCUCAGGUUUUCAAGCUAGAAAUGCCCUUCUUCAAUCAAAUCUUUCUCAGACUCAGCUAGCCACUAUUUGGACUCUGGCUGACAUUGAUGGCGAUGGACAGUUGAAAGCUGAAGAGUUUAUUCUGGCAAUGCACCUCACUGACAUGGCCAAAGCUGGACAGCCACUGCCGCUGACCCUGCCUCCUGAGCUCGUCCCUCCGUCUUUCAGAGCGGGAAAGCAAAUUGAUUCUGUUAAUGGAACGCUACCUUCCUAUCAGAAAGCACAAGAAGAGGAGCCUCAGAAGAAAUUGCCAGUUACUUUUGAGGACAAACGGAAAGCCAACUAUGAACGUGGAAACAUGGAGCUGGAGAAGAGACGCCAAGUGUUGAUGGAGCAGCAGCAGAGGGAGGCUGAGCGCAAAGCCCAGAAGGAGAAGGAGGAGUGGGAGCGGAAGCAGAGAGAACUACAGGAGCAAGAGUGGAAGAAGCAGCUGGAGUUGGAGAAACGCUUGGAGAAACAGAGAGAACUGGAGAGACAGCGGGAGGAAGAGAGGAGAAAGGAGAUCGAAAGACGAGAGGCAGCAAAACAGGAGCUUGAAAGACAACGCCGUUUAGAAUGGGAAAGAAUCCGUCGACAGGAGCUUCUCAAUCAAAAGAACAGAGAACAAGAAGAAAUUGUCAGGCUGAACUCUAAAAAGAAAAGUCUCCACCUUGAACUGGAAGCAGUGAAUGGAAAACAUCAGCAGCUCUCAGGCAGACUACAAGAUGUCCGAAUCAGAAAGCAAACACAAAAGACUGAGCUAGAAGUUUUGGAUAAACAGUGUGAUCUGGAAAUUAUGGAAAUCAAACAGCUUCAACAAGAACUUCAGGAAUAUCAAAAUAAGCUUAUCUAUCUGGUACCUGAGAAGCAACUAUUAAAUGAAAGAAUUAAAAACAUGCAGCUCAGUAACACACCUGAUUCAGGGAUCAAUUUACUUCAUAAAAAGUCAUUAGAAAAGGAAGAAUUAUGCCAAAGACUUAAAGAACAAUUAGAUGCUCUUGAAAAAGAAACUGCAUCUAAGCUCUCAGAAAUGGAUUCAUUUAACAAUCAACUGAAGGAACUCAGAGAAAGCUAUAAUACACAGCAGUUAGCCCUUGAACAACUUCAUAAAAUCAAACGUGACAAAUUGAAGGAAAUUGAAAGAAAAAGAUUAGAGCAAAUUCAAAAAAAGAAACUAGAAGAUGAAGCUGCCAGGAAAGCAAAGCAAGGAAAAGAAAACUUGUGGAGAGAAAGUAUUAGAAAGGAAGAAGAGGAAAAACAAAAAAGACUCCAGGAAGAAAAAUCACAGGUCAAAACUCGAGAAGAGGAACGAAAAGCUGAAGCAAAACAAAGUGAGACAGCUAGUGCUUUGGUGAAUUAUAGAGCAUUGUAUCCCUUUGAAGCAAGAAACCAUGAUGAGAUGAGUUUUAAUUCUGGGGAUAUAAUUCAGGUUGAUGAAAAAACUGUAGGAGAGCCUGGUUGGCUUUAUGGUAGUUUUCAGGGAAAGUUUGGCUGGUUCCCAUGCAACUAUGUAGAAAAAAUGCUCCCAAGUGAAAAAGCUCCGUCUCCUAAGAAGGCCUUACUUCCUCCUACAGUGUCUCUCUCUGCUACCUCAACUUCUUCCCAACCACUUUGUUCAAACCAACCAGCACCAGUGACUGAUUAUCAAAAUGUCUCCCUCUCGAACCUUACUGUUAACACAACAUGGCAGCAGAAGUCAGCUUUUACCCGCACUGUGUCCCCUGGAUCUGUAUCCCCCAUUCACGGACAGGGGCAGGCUGUAGAGAACCUGAAAGCUCAGGCCCUUUGUUCCUGGACUGCAAAGAAAGAGAACCACCUGAACUUCUCAAAGCACGACGUCAUCACUGUCCUGGAGCAGCAGGAAAACUGGUGGUUUGGGGAGGUGCACGGAGGAAGAGGAUGGUUCCCCAAGUCUUACGUCAAGCUCCUUCCUGGGAGUGAAGUAAAGCGAGGAGAGCCAGAAGCUUUGUAUGCAGCUGUAAAUAAGAAACCUACCUCCACAGCCUUUCCAGUUGGAGAAGAGUACAUUGCACUUUAUUCAUACUCAAGCAUAGAGCCUGGGGAUUUGACUUUCACUGAAGGUGAAGAAAUACUAGUGACCCAGAAAGAUGGGGAGUGGUGGACAGGAAGUAUUGGAGAAAGAGCUGGAAUCUUCCCGUCCAACUACGUCAAACCAAAAGAUCAGGAGAAUUUUGGGAAUGCUAGCAAAUCUGGAGCAUCAAACAAAAAACCCGAGAUCGCUCAAGUAACUUCAGCAUAUGCUGCUUCAGGGACAGAGCAGCUCAGCCUUGCCCCAGGACAGUUAAUAUUAAUCUUAAAGAAAAACACAAGUGGGUGGUGGCAAGGAGAGCUACAGGCCCGAGGGAAGAAACGACAGAAGGGAUGGUUUCCUGCCAGCCACGUAAAGCUGCUGGGUCCAAGUGCUGAGAGAGCCACGCCUGCUUCUCAUGCUGUAUGUCAAGUGAUCGCUAUGUAUGACUAUAUAGCGAAUAACGAAGAUGAGCUCAAUUUCUCCAAAGGACAGCUUAUUAAUGUUAUGAACAAGGAUGAUCCUGAUUGGUGGCAAGGAGAAGUCAAUGGGGUGACUGGUCUCUUUCCUUCAAACUAUGUUAAGAUGACAACAGACUCAGAUCCAAGCCAACAGUGACCCAAUGUUGUCUUCCAGUUGUGAAAGCACCCCAGAGACCCACUAUCCAAGUUUGACUCUAGCGUGGAGGCAGGGCAGGCAGCCCUGAUCAAAUAUCUCCUACACAAGUCGUUUACUUGGUUUGAAUGUUAGAGCCACUUGUGAUUUUUUUCUAUGUGUUUCUAAUUUACAGUUAAAAUUUAUUUGUAACAAUUUCAAGGAUAGUGGGUCUUUGUGUGGCUUUCCCUGCUGUUCUCUCUGGCAUCCUUUAGCAUUUUUCUUCUUUUUUUUAAUUUGGCACUUGUAGGUCAUUAGCAUGCAUAUUCAGUUUGCCCUUACAUGGUGGGAGCACAAACACACAAAGACCCACUAUUUGCACAAACUUGUCUCUCUGGUUUGGAAUGGUCUGCCAUGCUUUUCCAAUGCUCUUGCAAAUUGUAUAUUCAUUACAGAAUUCAGAUGAUGUUUGUUUAUGUUCUACUAUUAUAUUUGAUCUAAUCCUAAUCACAAGGUCCAUAAUUGGCUCCAUCUGUGAUUUGCCCUCAAGUAAGCACUGUCUGUGACUUUCUAAUAUGCCACUAUGAGUACCAGUAGUUAGGUUUGUUUGAAGGCCAAGAACUGGAAAUAGCCUUUUCUAUAUUUUCUCUGUAAUCCAAGCAGGGGCAAUAACCAUGGGGGAACUUGCCUUGUCUCACAGAAGAGGAAGGCAAUGUGCUCUGACCACUGACUGUAGAGUAGCAAAUGUUUAGUCGUCUCAGCUGCCCAAGAAUGAGUACAGGCCUAGGGCAGGCUUGAUACAGUCUCAGGUGCUCUGGGCUGCAGAGCGCCUAAGCUGCUGUAGGCUCCAGCACAUAGUGCUUUAUUGAUAGCAUAAACAUAGACUGUUUUCAAGAAUGGAAAGUGUCCAUCACUGGCUGUGAGAUGAGAAACCGUCCCUAUCUUAGAGCACUUGUAUCGACAGUAUAUUCUAAAGUAGAAUUUAUGUUAUCUCUGUAGUCAGGUGACUACUUACCCUAGUAUACAAAAUAACACUUGUUGGCAUUCAUAAUGCAUUUAGUAAAAUCCAUAAGGAAACUGUAAAGACUCUGAAGCAGACCUGAAGCAGACCUGUAGGCUUUAGCCAAGUGCCUGUAGCACAGGAGAGCACGUGAGAGCUGGCGUUCCUCUGUGCCCCGAGGCCUCUUGAGAGGUUAGAAUAUUGAUGGUACUAUCCACACUCUCCUGCUUAAUAUUGUCUCCCACAUUGGCUACUUUGGCAUAGAAUUUUACUUCUUCCUUUGCGUGGAAAGCACCCUAAACGUAGUAGACAUUAUUAUAAAUUAAUAUGUGAUAGCACUUAGCUGAUAUGAGUUUUAAUACAGUAUUAAACCAUAUUUGAAAAUCAAUGAGCAGUUUAUGCAAUUUAAAAUGUUUACAAAUUGCUGUGCAAUCUACUGUUUGUGAAAUGUCAGAUAAGUGUAUAUACAAUCAGAGUCUUAUCCUCACAGAGUUCUUUACAAAAGCAAAAUGCUUUAUACCUCUCACUUUAAUUUAAAGGCAUACUUUGUGCAAUAUUUAUGUUAAUGUGCCUAUAUAUAACAAAUGAAUUAUUUCAAUCAUACAUUGCCUAAAUCAUGACUUGAGAAAAAAACAACAGUUUAGUUACAGUUUUACAAAACCCAAAUAUCUGUACCAGAAACAUUCACAUUAUUGAGUUUAUUAGGAGAUGUGUGUGUGUGCUCCCUGGGGUGGGGAUUUCUGUUAGAAUCCUUAGACCACCUCCAUUUUAGCAUUUGCCAUCAUGACAGUAUUUUAUAUAACAUUCAUAGGAAAGCAAUAAUUUCAGUUUACAGAUGGAUAAGAGAAUUGCCUGCAGUCACUAAGAGACAGUGAAAGACUGAUUGCAAACCAACUUCUCCACAGUAUAUAGAUUACCUCAUCUUUUUUUUUUUGUCCCCAUCAACAUUCUGCCUUUAAUCCUUAAAUCCCAUGUGUAGACAGUUGCUUUAUAUACUGAGUCAGAAAUCCCCACCCACAAUUAAGUAAGCACUACUACUUGAUUGUGUUGUUUUAUAAAGUACCUUUUUUUCUUUAUAAUUUUUAUUUGGGGCUUCUCUACUAUACUUAUAAAUUAUUCCAAAAGUAUUUUUAUUGGUCAAAUCCCUUUACUUCGCCAUCAUGAAAAGUAGAUUACUAGCCAAGUGUGGUGGUGCACGCCUUUAGUCCCAGUACUCAUGGCAGAGAUAAGCAGAUUUCUGUGAGUUAAAGGCCAGCCUGGUCUACAGUAUGAGCCAGAGAAACCCUGUCUCAAAACAACAACAACAACAACAAAAGUAGAUUAUUGGAACUGGCAUUCAGGUUGAGCUUAGCAUCUACAAUCAAUCUGAAAAUAUGUUCAACACAUACCUGUGGAGUAAUAAGUCACACACUGACCCGACAAUCAGAGUAAACGUCCUCACUGUGUUAACUGAAUACUACUCUGUGUAGGUAUUUCGUCAUUUAUCUGAUAGAAAGCUGCAAGAAAGGAAAUUGAGUGGCAUGUAAUCAUCUAAAUUGUUCUUAUAAGUGCAUGUGAUCUGUGACAAUACUCCAUCCAGCCACGCAUUUGCUCUCUCCCUGAUUUAAAACAAGGCAGCGUUCUGUGCCUUAGAAGGAGUUUAUUGGAGACAUAAUUUAAAAAUUAGAACACAGUGGAUCAACUUGAACUUGUAGGAAACACCAGUUUAAGAGCACACUGUGACCGGCAUUUCCAAAGCUUGUGCUUGAGCUUGAUGGGUGUUCCAGCAGUGAAGAAAAGGCUAUCGCCAAAGCUGUCAUUUUAGAAAAUCAAAAACUAAAAGGUAAACUUAUCGAUUAUAUACUUUCUCUGAUUCUUUGAGUCAUUUUGAAAUCAUGCAAUACUUAAAACAGCAACUGUUUUAAAAUACAAUAUGAUACUAGAGUUCAAAAGAAAGUGAUUAGGGUGGGGAAGAAAGGCAGAGAAACAAAUACUAAGUCUAGUCCAAAGCUUUAUUUGCCAAGUUUUCUUAGAAUGAGAUUUACCAAGUUAUGAGUUCUUGUAAAUAAGUAACAGAAUACUGAGAACCCUGUGCCUGAAUGGCAUUAUUAGAUGCUGCUGUGAUGCUACUGUAAUGUAAUAAACUAUUAAAUUGUUGCAAAGUGAUGUAUUUGCCUUAAAUUUUUAUUUUGUGUGUCUUGAAAACUAUAGUAUUACAAGGUAUUGAGAUUGUGCAAAUGCUGGGCACGCUUGGCAUGAAAUAAUCUGUUUUUAUUUUUACACAAUUGUAAUAUAACUAUGCAAGUGUGUUUAUUAAAAGAACACAAACUCCA
This is a messenger RNA of Apodemus sylvaticus (European woodmouse), 6862 nucleotides long. RefSeq names its product intersectin 2 (gene Itsn2). Gene Ontology annotation, cellular component: intracellular vesicle; clathrin-coated pit; cytoplasm. Gene Ontology annotation, molecular function: protein binding; guanyl-nucleotide exchange factor activity; molecular adaptor activity. The record is from RefSeq and is a predicted model, not a curated record. The coding region runs from base 95 to 3574 and encodes 1159 amino acids. Lineage: Eukaryota; Metazoa; Chordata; Mammalia; Rodentia; Muridae. Gene Ontology annotation, biological process: clathrin-dependent synaptic vesicle endocytosis; endosomal transport; positive regulation of Rho protein signal transduction. The transcript has 29 exons.